Molecule: messenger RNA, 1075 nt
Organism: Heterobasidion irregulare TC 32-1
Lineage: Eukaryota; Fungi; Basidiomycota; Agaricomycetes; Russulales; Bondarzewiaceae
Exons: 7
Coding region: 33-1052 (339 amino acids)
Molecular function (GO): oxidoreductase activity, acting on the CH-OH group of donors, NAD or NADP as acceptor
Source: RefSeq, a predicted model, not a curated record
CUCUAAGACUCCUACUGCAGCGAAGAAAUACUAUGUCACGUAUACUCGUUACUGGAGCGUCAGGGUUUCUCGGAUCUGUCGUCGUAGAUCAACUGCUUGCGGCUGACUAUAAAGUUCGAGGAACUGUUCGAUCUUCCAAAGCUGACCGCGUCAAGAAAGCAUACGCCUCUUUCGGAGACAAAUUUGAGAUCACGGUUGUUGACGAUCUAGCCACUUCUGAUCUCACUGCGGCUUUCCAAGGCGUGACUGCCUUGAUUCAUGUUGGCUCGCCGCUGGCAGGUUCUGCUGUCGCAGAAGAGGUCUUGAAGAGCGCUAUCUCUGGAACCGAGCGCGUUCUCGAUUUCGCCGUCAAAGCUGGUGUCAAGAAGGUUGUCGUCACUAGCAGUGUAGCGGCCAUGACUCAGCCCAGCGACAUGUUUGUUGAUCGCACCUUCGACGAAACUGAAUGGAACCCUAUGACAUAUGAAGAGGCCUCAAAGCCAGAGGCUAGCGGUUUCGAAGUCUAUUGUGCAUCCAAAAAACUGGCUGAAGAAGUUGUGUGGAAAUUCGCUAAGGAGCACCCGAACAUCGACUUCGCCACUGUCAACCCCUCAUUCUUGUAUGGACCCUCAGGGCGAGGACAAGUCCUCGAUUCCCCUGCCAAUGGCACCAACGCUAUGGUGUACGCGCUCAUCAAAGGGCCCAAGGGACGGCCGAUUCCCAAUCAAGUCCUUUUCCCAAAUUUCAUCCACGUCGCCGAUGCGGCAAAGGCCCACGUUCUGGCCCUCGCAGCCCCUCCGUCUAAGACGCCCAAAAGACUGAUCGUAAAUGGAGGAAGUGUCACUUGGAAGCAGGCGGCUCAGUAUCUUGCUGAAUCACGUCCUGACCUCAAGGACAGACUGCCUGUGAUUACAGGUGAUGAAAAGGUUCCGGAGGUGUGGGCAAAGUUUGAUACUAGCAGCGCUGAGCGCCUCAUAGGGCUAAAGGACUACAUAAACUGGAAGGAAACCAUCAGCUCCACUAUAGAUGACAUUCUGGAGCGAGAGAAGGCGUUUGGGGUUGCAGUGCUUUAAUAGACACUUUCAUGCUUGUGUAG